UUUUGAAAUUCUUUAGGUCAGUUACAAAUUCAGUCGUAAAUUAUUCAAGGCAUUAUUAUAAAAAAAUGGCUCGAGUUUUUAUACAAAUCCUAUCCCUAAUAUCCACAAUCACAAUAUUUUCAUUAUGGGUGUAUAUUAGAAGUCCUAAAUAUAUAAAACAUACUCUAGAGCAAAUUUUUAUAAAUAAUGACUACAGGAGAUUGAUCUUUGAUGUGCAUACACACCUAAUACUUGCUGGCUUACUACUACUGUUUUCAAUAUGCAAUGCAAUUAUUGUAAUUAUUUAUGAUAUUGUCUGUCGCGAGGAAGAGGAAGACGAGUCCGAAGAUGAAGAUGAUCCAGAUGAAAUUGAGCUCCCGAAAAUUUUGCGUUUUCCGGAUCACAACUUGAAUUAAGGGCUAGAGACAGAACACUUAAUACUUGCUGGCUUACCACAGCUGUUUGCAAUAUGCAAUGCAAUUAUUUUAUUAUAUAUGAUGUCUGUUCCGAACAAAAACAAGGAUUAAAGGUUAAUUAAGGGCAAUAAGCAAAAUCAUCAAAGAAGCUCUUGCAGUUGAAGUCAGCGGUUACAUCGUAUGCACAUUAUUAGCAAAAAUCAGCACCUACAUCAACUACUUAAUUCAAGAAUUCUAAUUAAAACUAGAAGUAAAAACAAACUUUGAUCUAUGUUGUUAUAACGUAGAGAUGAACGGACGAAAAGUUGAAACUAGGAUGUUGUGAAUAAGAAUACGACUGAAGCAAAAUUAAUAAGUGGUGUACAAUAGUUGACGUAUAUUUUUGGGCUACAUUUCCAUUUCUUUCCAUAUAGAACACAUACACUAUAGCAGUAUUAGAACCUAUUUUGCUUUUAUGUAAAAGCAAAAUACAUAGAACAUAUGCAUCGAAAUUCAUCGACGUUUCACAAUAAAUAUAUUUUUAAUCAACCAA
Teleopsis dalmanni is the source of this 927-nucleotide messenger RNA. RefSeq lists its product as uncharacterized. Bases 66 to 395 code for a protein of 109 amino acids. Lineage: Eukaryota; Metazoa; Arthropoda; Insecta; Diptera; Diopsidae. The record is from RefSeq and is a predicted model, not a curated record. The transcript is spliced from 3 exons.